AUGCAUCCCUUGCGCGCGCUGAGAACGCAGUCCAAAGAGACCCAGGGACGACAUGAAGACUCUGAUGAGGACCUUCCAGGUGCUGGUCUUAUGCAAAGGGAAAGGACUACUUCAAGUUGCGGAACAGAAGGACCUCACCGACACUUCUGUUCUCGCCGGAGCAGCGAUUCGUCCGCUGCUGGAGACAGCAAAGAUGCCACCUUAGAUAUUGCCACCGAAAGCUUGGUUACUUUCGUUUGCUACAGUGAGUGUAAACAGCUGCAGCUUGAUUUAUACACUGUUUCUGGCACAAGUGCAACUGUAAAAUCCUUGGUGCCCAGGAAUGCAUGUCACCACUUUCGAUUGGUUUCCUGGUAG
Messenger RNA from Durusdinium trenchii, 357 nucleotides. The record is from the annotation of a GenBank genome assembly. Lineage: Eukaryota; Dinophyceae; Suessiales; Symbiodiniaceae.